AGUCAAUGCAAUACAGUAUUAGACUGUAGUAUACAUUGAAUACAAACUUUCUAUUUCUAUAUCGCAGUCAAUAACAUCACACAUACUGUACAUAAAAACUACAAUAAUUUUAAAUAAAAUUAUAUUAAUUAAUAUUCACUAACAAUGGUUUGUGUAAUAUAUCAUCUCAAACAAUGUAUACGUUUAGUAUUUGAUUUGAUGGCCAAAAUAAUUGGUCUCAUAUAUCCAUCAAAACAACAGUAUUUACCGCCGAUUACCGAUAGAUUACUGUUGGAGCCGGUCGUCAAUUUGACUAAACAAAUAAAAUCGGGACAAUUAAAAAGUGAAGAUCUGGUCAAAGCAUACAUCAAUCGCAUCAAAAUUGUUGAGCCGCAUAUCAAUGCUGUAAUAGACGAACGCUACGAACUGGCCAUUGAAGAGGCCAUCGAAGUGGACAAACGAGUCAAACAUGAAUUAGCCGGUAAUCCACCUCUCAAUGGAUUGUCAAUUGAUUCGCAACCACUGUUGGGAAUCCCAUUUUCAGGCAAAGACAGUGUUGCCAUUAAGGGUAUGAGAUAUACUUCUGGAUGUCCGACACGUAAAGAUAUUAAAGCCACUGAUGACGCCGGAUCUGUGAGACACAUGCGAUCUGCCGGUGCCAUACCUGUGUGCUUGACUAAUGUACCCGAACUGUUGAUGUGGUGGAAUGCACACAAUAAGACAUUUGGACAGACAUACAAUCCAUACGACAAGUCUAUUAUACCAGGUGGUAGUACUGGUGGUAAUGCAUCGUUGAUUGCCGCCGCCGGCUCUAUAGUAGGUAUCGCAUCGGAUAUCGGCGGCUCCACACGUAUACCGUGUUUCUAUUGCGGUGUAUUCGGACACUGUACUACACCCGAAUUAGUUCCAACUGAUAAUCACUGGCCACCAUAUCCCGAAAAGCGACUCAAAAUGUUAUCCUAUGGACCAAUGGUUAGAUACGCGGUUGACAUUAAGCCAGUCCUUAAAGUAUUUCUCGGCGAUAACGUAACGAAACUUAAAUUGGAUGAAACAGUCGACUUAAGUAAACUUAAGAUUUACUAUAUGUAUGAAAUCAAUGAUCCUCUGGUCUCACGUGUCAGUCCUCAGAUACACAAAGCGAUCGACGAUUGUGUCAAUCACUUAAAAAGUUUGGGCGCAACCAUUCAAGAGAUUAAUUUAAAACAAUUUGAACACUCAUUCCUCAUAUGGCAGAGCUCUAUGAGAGUGGACGGCAUAACACCGUUUGCUGAAGAAUUAACUAACAGAACGGGAAAAAUAAAUCCAAUGAUGGAGUUAUUGAAAUCUAUUUAUGGCGGAUCUGAACACAGUCUCGAAGCUAUUUGUGUUUCAGUUUUUGACGCCAAUCCACCAAAAGAUGACGUUUUAGUUAAAUAUAAGCAAUUGGGCGAAGAAUUAAAGUCAGAACUUCACAAACUAUUGGGUGAUGACGGUGUCCUACUAUUUCCACCGCAACCGGAUCCCGAAGUCAAACUGAAUACUACUCUUUUGAAUUUCCGAAGCUGUGUCUAUACAGCAGUUUUCAAUUGCCUUCAAGUGGCCAUUACUUCAGUACCUUUAGGUCUCAACACUCAAGGUUUACCCCUCGGUGUUCAAGUUAUCGCUAAAGCAUUCAACGACCACUUGACUAUUGCAGUGGCCGAGGAAUUAGAGAAAAGAUUCGGCGGUUGGGUUGCGCCCACUAAAAUCAAUUGUUAACCCAAGUGUAUAUAAACAGUACGGUAAUCAUAAUUUUAACGUUUUAUUUAAUCAAUUUUUUAAAUAAUGAUUUCUAUAUAUUUUUAAUAAAAUUGUAUAUAAAGUUAUG
Oppia nitens is the source of this 1825-nucleotide messenger RNA. RefSeq names its product fatty-acid amide hydrolase 2-A-like. The coding region runs from base 145 to 1716 and encodes 523 amino acids. Lineage: Eukaryota; Metazoa; Arthropoda; Arachnida; Sarcoptiformes; Oppiidae. The record is from RefSeq and is a predicted model, not a curated record. The transcript has 5 exons.